AUGGCGGCUCCCAGCGGCGACCCCUUCGCCUUCUGCCUGGAGGCGCCCCCCGGCCAAGCCCGCCGCGCCCUGGAGCUGCGCCUGACCGGCGGGGCCAAGGGCAAAGGGCUUUUUGCCACCCGAAACAUCAGGAAAGGGGACACAAUUUUUGUGGAAAAGCCUGUGGUGUCGGCUCAGUUUCUUUGGAACGCCCUGUACAAAUACAGAGCCUGCGACCACUGCUUGCGCGCCCUGGAAACGGCCGAGGAAAAUGCUCAGAGGCUGCUGGGAAGAUUUCAGCCGCUUCCUCACCCCGAGAAAUGCAGCAUUCGAAAAGACCUCCACCAGUGCUGUCCCAACUGCCAGGUGACCUACUGCAGUCCUGAGUGCCGCCAGGCUGCCUGGAAUCAAUACCACCAAGUUCUCUGCCUGGGACCCUCCAGACAAGACCCCGACCAUCCCCUCAACAAGCUGGAGGAAGCCUGGAGGAACAUCCACUACCCCCCGGAAACUUCUAGCAUCAUGUUGAUGGCCAGGAUGGUGGCGACCGUCAAGCAGGCGAAAGACAAAGAGUGGUGGAUCAAACUUUUCUCUCAGUUCUGCCACAAAACGGCCAACGAGGAAGAAGAGAUCGUCCACAAGCUGUUGGGAGAGAAGUUUAAGGGCCAGCUAGAAGUCCUGCGGAUGCUUUUCACAGAGGCCCUUUACGACGACCACCUUAGCAAGUGGUUUUCUCCUGAAGGCUUCCGGACUUUGUUCGCCCUAGUUGGGACCAACGGACAAGGCAUAGGGACCAGCUCCCUGAGUCAGUGGGUCCGGGCCUGCGAUGCUCUGGAGCUGCCCACGCAAGAACGGGAACAGCUGGACGCUUUCAUAGACCAGCUCUACAAGGACAUUGAGAAAGAGACGGGAGACUUCCUGAACUGCGAGGGUGCCGGCCUCUACGUGCUGCAGAGCUGCUGCAAUCACAGCUGCGUCCCCAACGCCGAGGCCUCCUUCCCGGAGAACAGCGCCCUCCUGCACCUGAGCGCGGUGGAAGACAUCCCCCAGGGAGAGGAGAUCUGCAUCAGCUACCUGGACUGUUGCCAGAGAGAACGGAGCCGACACAGCCGGUGCAAAAUUCUACAGGAAAACUACUUGUUCGUCUGCUCCUGCCCCAAGUGCCUGGCUCAAGCCGAAGACCCCGACCUCACGUCAGAGGAGGAAGAGGAGGAGGAGGAAGGCGAAGGGGAGCCCGACGGCGCGGAGCUGGAGGACGAGAUGACGGACGUUUGAUCUGGCCUUCCGGGG
Crotalus tigris (Tiger rattlesnake) is the source of this 1269-nucleotide messenger RNA. It is a transcript of the gene SMYD5, whose product is annotated as SMYD family member 5. Gene Ontology annotation, molecular function: protein binding; histone H4K20 methyltransferase activity. The coding region runs from base 1 to 1254 and encodes 417 amino acids. The transcript has 13 exons. NCBI's taxonomy places the organism in Eukaryota, Metazoa, Chordata, Lepidosauria, Squamata, Viperidae. The record is from RefSeq and is a predicted model, not a curated record.